This is a messenger RNA of Acaulospora morrowiae, 669 nucleotides long. Lineage: Eukaryota; Fungi; Glomeromycota; Glomeromycetes; Diversisporales; Acaulosporaceae. The record is from the annotation of a GenBank genome assembly.
AUGGCAGACAAUUUUGCAAUAAAUCAACUUAAAAAAUAUGGUUGGUCGCAAGAUCAAGGUUUAGGAAAAAAUUCUGAGGGAAGAAGAAAACCGAUAACAGUAUCGACAAAGAACGACACUCACGGGCUUGGUGCUAAUUCUGUGGAUUGGUCAUUCGAAUGGUGGGAUCAUGUAUAUAACAACACUCUAAACAAUAUACAAGUAUCGAAGACAGAUGAUGGGGAUGUGAAGGUUUCCAAAAUUGUCAACGAAAGUACGAUCCCAAGAAACAAAAUGGGAAUAAUCAGUACUGACGAGUCAAUGUAUUCUCUAUCGGGUUCCACGGGCAACUCGGAAUCACCAUCCUCUUCAAAAAAGGUGGUAAAAAAACAACAUCUGUAUAAUGGUUUUGUCAAGAGUUCCACAGGACCAUUGGAUUUAAGCAGUAUGAGCAAAAAAUCUCGAGAAUCAGAUGCGAAUGAACAUUACUUGUCGCCUUCGCACAUGAACACCUUGAAUGGUGAUAGUGUUCGAGAUGAUUUUCAAAAGGUUGAAAAUCAAAAUGGAAAAAUAUCGUGUGAAAAAUUGGAUAAGAUUUCCGAAGUAGAUAAAGUACAAAAGAAGAGACGGCGUAAAAAGCAUAAAAGAGACGGCGUAAAGAGCAUAAAAAAGAAGAAAGAAACUAGAUAA